CUUCAAGGGUAAAAUGUGUGUCUGUAUAGAUUAGUGAUAGUCAGUGGGCUGGACAUCUUCACGCAUCAGUUGCAAUAUCAUACUGGUCUACUUUGGUCCCACCUUCCCACACAACACAGGAAGACGCACAACAAAAUGAAAACGGCGACUGGUUUGUCUACUGCAGCGGUCACUAGACUCCCCAAAAAGUCAUGCCAUGAAGACGAUGGAGCUUGUUUUUCUGCUCAUCUUCUUUCCUGUCACACUUUCAGUGAAACACUCGCUGAAGUUUUUUGCCACAUCGUCCUCUGGAGUCAAAAACUUCCCAGAUUUUGUGGUUGUUGCGUUGGUUGAUGAAGUUCCAACAGGUUACUGUGACAGCAUCAUUAACACAGUGGAAGGCAGACAGGACUGGUCACAAAAAAUGUUUGAAGAUGAUCCACAGCACUUGGAGUGGUGCACGGAGCAGUGUUUAUUAGACCAAUAUGACUACAAAGAUCACAUUGACAUUUUGAAGCAGCAACUGAACCAAACUGAAGGUGUCCACAUCUUCCAGAGGAUGUUUGGCUGUGAAUGGGAUGAUGAGACUGGAGAGGUUAAUGGUUUUGCUCAGUUUGGUUAUGAUGGAGAGGACUUCUUAGCAUUUGACCUGAAGACACUGACAUGGAUCGCUCCAAAACCACAAGCUGUCAUCACCAAACACAAGUGGGACAGAGAUAGAGCUCUCAAUGAAAGGUGGAACUACUUCCUCACCCAGCAGUGCCCUCAGUUUGUGAAGAGAUAUUUGGACCUUGGGAAGAGCUCUCUACUGAGAACAGAGUUUCCCUCAGUGUUUCUCCUCCAGAAGACUCCCUCCUCUCCAGUCAGCUGCCACGCUACAGGUUUCUACCCUCACAGAGCUGAGAUGUUCUGGAGGAAAGAUGGAGAGGAGCUUCAUGAGGACGUGGAACAUGGAGAGAUCCUCCCCAACCAUGAUGGAUCCUUCCAGAUGAGUGUUGACCUGAACCUUUCAUCAGUCACACCUGAAGACUGGAGGAGGUACGAAUGUGUGUUUCAUCUCUCUGGUGCAAAGAACGACAUCGUCACCAAACUGGACAAAGCAGUGAUCAGAACCAACUGGGUUUCUCCCUCAGAGUUCCCUGCUGGUCCUGUUAUUGGAGGUGUUGUAGGACUGCUGCUGCUCCUGGCAGUCUGCAUCACUGGAGUCUUCAUCUGGAGAAGGAGAGAGAUUCAGACCUGCAAACUGUGA
Molecule: messenger RNA, 1228 nt
Organism: Thunnus maccoyii (southern bluefin tuna)
Lineage: Eukaryota; Metazoa; Chordata; Actinopteri; Scombriformes; Scombridae
Product: major histocompatibility complex class I-related gene protein-like
Exons: 6
Coding region: 197-1228 (343 amino acids)
Biological process (GO): immune response
Cellular component (GO): external side of plasma membrane
Source: RefSeq, a predicted model, not a curated record